AGUAAUUCCUGUCGACGGUGUUCGAGUUGCCAACGUUCACCAUCUCGGAUAGACAUCUGUCGUGGACCGCCGUUUCGUGGCGCUGGACGCUGAUUGUACCAUAAGUGCUAUAUACCCGCCUCACCGUAGGAUCAUCAAGGCCAUCCAAAAAUAACAGCAAAUCAGUUCCAUUUCACACGAGCUGUGGGACUACGAACACAGUUACCGCCUCUUUUCACCUCCAUAGUUACAGAGAGCAGUCAUGCUGCACGCACUCCUACUUCUAGUGGCAACGCUCAGCGGGCUAGCGUGUGCCCAGCUGGAUCCUCCUAGUACUUUCCCCCACGAUUAUCCUGGAAAACCCCCUGGCGGUUUCGGUCCCAAUUGGCAACAAUAUUUCCAAGUUACUGAACAGCUCCCUAACGUCUCAUUCCCACUAAGCCGCAACUGGGCGGGAAACAUUCCGGUGAACAGGCCGAACCACCCUAACGACACUCUAUUCUUCUGGGCGUUCGAGAAGGAGAAUGGAUCUCUGACUGCGAAUGCUGGCGAACGGAGCAAUGAGCCGUGGGGUAUAUGGUUGAACGGUGGGCCUGGAUCGUCGAGUAUGGUUGGAUUGCUGUUCGAGAAUGGACCUUUGCAUAUUGCCAACGACUUUUCGCUCUUUGCGAAUAAUUGGAGCUGGAGUGGUUUGGCGGAUUACAUUUGGAUCGAUCAACCAGUUGGAACAGGAUGGUCUACCGCUGAUAGCGAUGGCUAUGUUGCUGACGAAGAUCAGAUGGGUGAAGAUUUCUUUGGCUUCCUCACCAACCUCGUCGAGGUCUUCCCAAGUCUGAAGACUAGGCCAUUAUAUAUUACUGGCGAGAGUUAUGCAGGGACCUAUAUACCGUACAUUACGAAGACGUACUUCGGUCUCUCCAACCCGCCUGUCAAGCUAGCCAAAGUUGCUAUUGGCGAUGGAACAGUCGGAUCGGCUCAAGUGUUUGAGGAGUUGCCCACAUUGAGUGUUAUCGAAACAUACCCCCAGCUCAUCGGGUACGAUCAAGAUGUGUAUAACUACUUCAAAGAACAAGCUCAUUCGUGUGGUUACGACCUCAACCUAACCUACCCACAGAAUGGCCAUUUCCCUACCCUCCUCCCACCGGGCACUAACGGAGACCUUGCCUUCACCAAGAAACAGCUCUAUACCAAAAAUGCGCUUCAAUCUGAAGCCAAGGCACGUCUUGCGCAAAACAAAGCGGAAGUUCUUGCUAUCGACAAACUCCGAAAACGUGACGAGUGGCUAAAGGAGAAAAGGGACCUGACUGGACGACCGAAUGGCACUAUCGACCCUUGGUAUAAAUGUCUGCUAUACGAGGAGAUGAUUGACUACGCAUUGAAUUUCUCCGUGCCUUGGUCUCUCGGUGAUGACGAGAAGCUUGGCCUGAACUUCGAUGUGUAUGACGUUCCUGAUGCACUGAGUCCUGAAGCACCAAUGGAUGCUACUGUAUUCCUCAACAACAAUGCAACGCGAGCAGCAAUUCACGCUCCGACUAGCAAGGUUUGGGCAGAGAGUAUCCGCUACCCUUUCGGUAACAGCGUUCAUGGAGGGGACCCAAGUGUGGAACCUAUGGUAUUCCUUGAUGAGCUUGCAAGCAAUGCAUCCAGCCACAAUGUAGGUCUUAUUUUCUAUUCAGGAAACGAUGAUUCCCUUGUAGCCCAUCGCGGUACGGAAGUCGUAAUCCAGAACACGACAUUCGGCGGUGUACAAGGUUUCUCGAGAAAGCCGUCUACACCUUGGUUCAAUGACAGAGGAGAAUUUGCCGGCAUUGUACAUCAAGAACGUAACUUGUCAUUCGUUCUCUUCAGCGGUUCGGGACACCUCGUUCCCCAGCUACAACCAGAGAACGCAUACAUAUUCGCCCGUGAAUUCGUCCUUGGAAACAACCAGACAGGUUUCUUUGACGGAUCAAAUUCCGUUGUAGGUGGCGAAGUCACGAGCCUCUACGUUAACAACAUCCUUCCCGGACAACCAGGUAUCUUCGUCGGCUCAGCAACUACGGAAUCUGCGUUCACCUAUCCUUCGGCGACAAUUGCCGCGUGGCAAUCGUUCACUCAGACUGCGAUUCCUGCAGCCCAGGCCACAGGCUCGUCGCAACAGAAUAGUGCUGGGGUUCAGACGGUUAUUACGUUCUGGUGUUGGACGGAGAAGUUGGUUGGGCUUUGGACUGCAGUUUGGCUUGCGGUGGCUACGUUGAUGUGAAUGCAGGAAGUAGAAGUGGAAUGUUGUAUUUCUCUUUGUCUCGUAUACGUAGCUGCACCCUGGGACAUUGCAUGGUUUUCUGUAAUCAAUAUUUGUACUUUGGCAUUUCUACCUUCUCUUCAGGGUCUUCAUUCUGGGCGCUCAUGAUACAUGAUUGCCCUCCCAGUCUUUGAUGUAUUCUGACAAGAACAUAGAUCUAGACAACCUUUAGCUAUCCACCUUUACCAACACAUGUCACCAUACGAAGUUAUACAGUACGCUUCGUCUUUGACUGG
This is a messenger RNA of Somion occarium, 2496 nucleotides long. Lineage: Eukaryota; Fungi; Basidiomycota; Agaricomycetes; Polyporales; Cerrenaceae. The record is from the annotation of a GenBank genome assembly.